AUGGGUUUUCGUUUACCUCUUUUUGAAUUGCUACCUGUCCUCAUCAGUUGCUUGUCUGCUUUCAGUGCAUCACGCUAUCGUAACGCGAUGGAAGAAGAUGACGAUUGGCGGCAGUGUGCGGAGUGGCUCAAUCGCUGCCAAAUAAUUCCUGAUGGCCAUCCGGCUUUGGGUCCCUCGGGGAACGCGUUGCAUCUUGUCCAGGCCUUGAUGGACGGUGUGGCCUUGUGCCAUGUGUUGAGCACAUUGUCUUGCGGCGAGAUCGAUAUUCGGUCUAUGAAAGAUUUUAGCCCCAGCCCGCAAAAUUCGCAGUUUCUAUGCUGUCAAAAUAUCCGAUUAUUUACACAGUUAUGCGAGAAAGAGUUUGACAUUCCAAAACCGUUUUUGGUUCAGCCGAAUGACAUUUAUCAGGCAAAGAACUUUGGAAAAGCAAUUGCCCUACUCUCCAAGUUGUCACUUUCUCCACGGGCUCAGUUAUCUGGGAUCACCGGAUUUCCUCCAGACAACUCGCAACUUCAAUCAGCUCACGAGUACUACAAUAACCUCGAGGAAAUUGCGGCCACAUUGGAUAAGUUGCCCGAACCCAGCCGUACAAAUUAUGCUCAGAUGGAAGAGGAAACGAAAGAAAAAUUGUACGACACGGUGGUUCACCAGGGCACCAAAUCUGUCUACAAUGCCAGUUCCGAAUCGACCACCGCACGGAGCAGUUGUAUUCGGGAGAUUGUGGACACGGAAAAGAACUAUGUGGAACUGUUGAAAAUGCUACUGGAGAAGUAUAAAAUCCCGCUGACUGGGGUACUUUCCCCGGAGGAACUGGAGGAAGUGAUGAAAUAUAUUGACAGUUUGCACAGUGUACAUCGUGACUUGCUCAGUGAUCUGAGUUUGGCCACCAGUCCGAAUAUGAACUUCAUCAGUAUCAGUGAGGUGUUUCUCAAGGCCCGGGAUAGUUUGCUCAUCUACGGCGAGUAUUGCGGUCACGUGCAACGUGCGCAAUCUCUCGUGCUCGAACUGAUGCGUAACGAUGUGGAAAAACGCACCCGGAUCGAGGUAAGUCAUUGA
Molecule: messenger RNA, 1056 nt
Organism: Echinostoma caproni
Lineage: Eukaryota; Metazoa; Platyhelminthes; Trematoda; Plagiorchiida; Echinostomatidae
Source: the annotation of a GenBank genome assembly